UCAUCCGCCUGGUAAGGGGGGGAAGUUUGAUCCUCUUUCUCACGGAUUGCAGUCAACGGGAGUUUUUUCUCCCAACUCUUUGCAUAGGAUUUUUCCCCAUUUUGGCUUGGUUUGUUUUUGUUGUUUUUGGAUUUUUCCGCGCAACGUGGUACGUCUCGACGCAGUGUGCAGCUUGCGCGCUCCGCUAAACUGGAUUUUAAUUUUAUUUUCAGUUUUUUUCUUCCCAGCUCCUGAGUUUGCUUCAAGCUCAUGACUAUGCUUCUUGAUAGCGGUCCGCAGUUUGCAUCGUUAGGAGUGGGGGGCUUCGGGACGCCGCGGCACCACGAAAUCGGGAACAGAGACCCUAGUCUGGGACUGAAUCCCUUCAGUGAUUCCUCCCACUCCGCUGCUUUUAAAAUCAGCCCCGUGGCUCACGAUAUCGCUUCCAGCCAGACAUCAGCUUUCACACCGCAAGCCAGUGGAUAUGCAGCUGCACUGGGACACUCUCACGGCGGGCAGGUGGGCUCGUACGGCGGGGGAGCUUUCAAUUCAACACGAGACUUUCUCUUCCGGAACCGGAGCGUUGGAGAGUCCACAGCUCCGAGCACCCAGCAUGGGAUCUUUGCAGCUUCGGCGGGGAGCCUCCACGGGCCGCCCGGGAUCACCGAUAACCCAGGACAUUUGUUGUUUCCAGGACUUCAUGACCAGGGAGUGAGCCACACUUCAUCCAGUGGACAUGUUGUUAACAGCCAAAUGCAUCUUGGCUUGCGCGGGGACAUUUUCGGCAGACCUGAUCCGUAUCGUCCUGUAGCGAGCCCUCGGACAGACCACUACGGGGCUCAGCUCCACAACUACAACCACCCCAUCAACAUGAAUAUGGGGAUGAAUGUGCCGACACACCACGGUCCCGGAGCCUUCUUUAGAUACAUGAGGCAACCGAUCAAGCAAGAAUUAUCAUGCAAAUGGAUAGACGAGAACCAGAUGAACAGACCCAAAAAGACUUGCGACAGGACUUUCAGCACCAUGCACGAGAUGGUCACUCAUGUGUCCAUGGAGCACGUCGGCGGCCCCGAGCAGAGCAACCACGUCUGCUACUGGGAGGACUGCCCGAGAGAAGGGAAAUCUUUUAAGGCCAAGUACAAACUCGUCAAUCACAUCCGUGUGCACACGGGCGAGAAACCGUUCCCAUGCCCGUUCCCCGGAUGCGGGAAAAUAUUCGCCAGAUCGGAAAACCUGAAAAUACACAAAAGAACACAUACAGGUGAGAAGCCGUUUAAGUGUGAAUUUGAUGGCUGUGACAGACGCUUCGCCAACAGCAGCGACAGGAAAAAGCACAUGCAUGUGCACACAUCAGACAAGCCAUACAUCUGCAAAGUGUGCGACAAGUCAUACACGCACCCUAGCUCUCUCAGGAAACACAUGAAGGUUCAUGAGUCUCAAGGAUCUGAAUCGUCUCCAGCAGCAAGCUCCGGAUACGAGUCGUCCACACCGCCAGUCCUGGUCUCAGCCAGCACUGAGGACCCGACAAAAACGCCGCCGUCAGCCGUACAAAACACGUCUGGUCACAGCGAAGGACUGGCACCCAACUUUAAUGAAUGGUACGUUUGAAGUCAGAAGAACAAAUUCCCUCUCAAUGUGGACCAAGAGGAUGAGCAGGAAAAAAAACAUUAACAAAAACUAUUCAUUUUCACUCCACACACAU
Pundamilia nyererei is the source of this 1681-nucleotide messenger RNA. RefSeq names its product zic family member 3 heterotaxy 1 (odd-paired homolog, Drosophila) (gene zic3). Bases 250 to 1587 code for a protein of 445 amino acids. Gene Ontology annotation, biological process: regulation of transcription by RNA polymerase II. Lineage: Eukaryota; Metazoa; Chordata; Actinopteri; Cichliformes; Cichlidae. Gene Ontology annotation, molecular function: RNA polymerase II cis-regulatory region sequence-specific DNA binding; DNA-binding transcription factor activity, RNA polymerase II-specific. The record is from RefSeq and is a predicted model, not a curated record. The transcript is spliced from 3 exons. Gene Ontology annotation, cellular component: nucleus.